AUGCUCAUCUUCUCCGUGUUCAAAACUCUCACAGACCAGCAAGUCACGGUCGAACUUAAGAACGACUUAUCCAUAACCGGCGUCUUGAAAUCCGUCGAUCAGUUCUUGAAUAUUAGGCUGGAUAAUAUCAAAGUCUUAGAUGAAGCACGGCACCCACAUAUGAUGGCAGUGAAGAACUGUUUCAUACGUGGAUCGGUGGUGCGAUACGUGCAACUGCCAGCGGAACAUGUAGACACCCAACUUCUGGAAGACGCUACGCGGAGGGAGGCCCUCACCCAAGUAAAACGAUGA
This is a messenger RNA of Pleurotus ostreatus (oyster mushroom), 291 nucleotides long. It is a transcript of the gene LSM2, whose product is annotated as U6 snRNA-associated Sm-like protein LSm2. The record is from RefSeq and is a predicted model, not a curated record. NCBI's taxonomy places the organism in Eukaryota, Fungi, Basidiomycota, Agaricomycetes, Agaricales, Pleurotaceae. Gene Ontology annotation, molecular function: RNA binding. Gene Ontology annotation, cellular component: Lsm1-7-Pat1 complex; U4/U6 x U5 tri-snRNP complex; U6 snRNP. Gene Ontology annotation, biological process: mRNA splicing, via spliceosome. Bases 1 to 291 code for a protein of 96 amino acids. The transcript is spliced from 5 exons.